Molecule: messenger RNA, 510 nt
Organism: Dichotomopilus funicola
Lineage: Eukaryota; Fungi; Ascomycota; Sordariomycetes; Sordariales; Chaetomiaceae
Product: Skp1 family, dimerization domain-containing protein
Exons: 3
Coding region: 1-510 (169 amino acids)
Biological process (GO): mitotic cell cycle; SCF-dependent proteasomal ubiquitin-dependent protein catabolic process
Cellular component (GO): nucleus; cytoplasm
Molecular function (GO): cullin family protein binding
Source: RefSeq, a predicted model, not a curated record
AUGUCGGCCGACAAAUCUACACAGAAGGUCACCUUGACCAGCAACGAGGGAACAAACGUUGAAGUUGAUCGCGCGGUCGCCGAGCGCUCCAUGCUCAUCAAGAACUUGAUCGACGAUUUGGGCGAUGAAGCGAUCAUCGGUGGUGCCAUUCCGAUUCCCAACGUCAACGAUCCGGUACUGCGCAAGGUCAUAGAGUGGUGCGAGCACCACCGGAACGAUGCCGCACAGACGGCAGACGACGAGAACGAUAACCGCAAAAAGACUACUGAUAUCGACGAGUGGGAUCAGAAGUUUAUGCAGGUUGACCAGGAAAUGCUCUUUGAAAUCAUCCUCGCCGCCAACUACCUUGAUAUCAAGGCCCUCCUCGAUGUCGGCUGCAAGACCGUCGCGAACAUGAUCAAGGGCAAGUCGCCAGAGGAGAUCCGCAAGACCUUCAACAUCACGAACGACUUCACGCGCGAGGAGGAGGAGCAAAUUCGCCGUGAGAACGAGUGGGCGGAAGACCGUUAA